This is a messenger RNA of Blepharisma stoltei, 1977 nucleotides long. The record is from the annotation of a GenBank genome assembly. NCBI's taxonomy places the organism in Eukaryota, Ciliophora, Heterotrichea, Heterotrichida, Blepharismidae.
AUGAGUAUAUACUUUUUCACUGGAAAAUAAAAAAAAAGUGCUUUAUUUUUAAUAUAAAUUUACUGCAGAUAUAUUAGAAUACUUAAAACUGAUUAUGUUAAAAAUUGUAAUAUGGAUUCAGCAUGUGAAAGCACCACAUCUGAAAGAAACAUCAAUGAAUCUGAAAUCAUGAAGUAUUUGAUUGGAUUUUCAGAUGAUGCAAUUGAGUUUAUCAAGGAUGGACAAACUGAAGAUGCCUUGGACGUUUUUAUAAAAUGCCAAGAGCUAAUAGAAUCAGUUAUAAACCAAGGAGAAAAUAUUGAUCCUGAUAUGAUAAUAACGAUUUCACACAACAUAGCGGUUUGCCAUCAAAAUCUAUACUCCUUUAUAUUAAUUAACCAUUUAUUUAUUCUAUUUAUUAUAAUUCAUAUUAAAUUGGCAUAAACAAUUAUGAAAAAUCUAUAGAGUCUCUAGAAAGAUCUCUCCCCAACAGAAAUUCAAUAAGAGUUCAAAAUUCUACUGACCAAUCUAUUGAAAUUCAAAUAGCCAGAAAAAUAUUUCGAGACGUUUAUCAAUGCAAAACCAAUCUUAAUUUAUGAGCUACAUCAUCAAAACUAAAAAAGCAUGAAGCUUCUUUACUUUAUGCAAGAAAAUCAGUUGGAAAUGUUUAUGAAAUUCUUCAAGACUGCUUUAAACUAUGUACCAAUUUUAUGUCAUUUAAAAUAAAUAUGUGAAAUAGGAUAGAAACAAGGAGUUUAAUUAUAUAUUUAUAAUAAAUGCUAUAUAUUAAGAUAUAAAAAAUUGCAGACUUAUAAUAAAGCUAAAGCUAUUGUGAUGAAUUCCAAUAAUGUGACAGAAAAUUAUGUUGAAGAAAAAUAUAAAGAGGUUGUAGAAAGAAGCUUCCCAGUAGUCGAUUAUUUAAAUCAAAUAAUUUUGGAAAAACUUGGAAAAAAGCAGAAAGAUGAGAGAUUAUUAAAAUCAAAUACGAGAGCAGUUGAUGGGAUACAAACCAAUGGGGACGCAAUAUUUAAUUUAACGAUUGAAGAGCUGAUUAUGCUACGUCCUAUCACUUAUCAUCAAUUUAAAGCUCCUUCUAAUUUUAUUAUAGAAAUCUCAAAGCAAAGCUUAUGCCAAAAAAUCUGUUUACUUGCUAUUUCAUACUACAGCAUUGCUACAGAGCUUUGGCAUCUUAGAGAAAAUUAUGAAAAUAAAAUUUCUGAAGGAAAAUCAUGGCAUUCAAAGUCCUUGGAAAUCGCUGAAAAGCUAAUCCCUUUCAAUUCCCCAAUUUUACGACAUAUAAAAGAAAGCUACUAUGAACGAUAUCCUCCGUCCUUGACCCAAAAUAUUUUUAUUAAAAAAGUUAAAGAUUUUUCCCAAACCAGAAUGACUGAUAAAGAAAAAAAAUUAAAAUCAGUCUAUGGCAGAUCUGCAUCAGUAAAGCCUCAUCAGACAAAUUUUUUAAAAACAAUAGAUAAAUUCCAGUCUAGAACGAAAACCCCUGCAUUAGUUACAAAACAAAACUCAAUAAAAUCUUCCAAAUCGCCAUCAAGAAAUAAAAGAAAGUCAAUUACAGAUCGCGAAAAAAAAGAUCAUAUAGUAACUAACUUCAAUAAAACAGCAAGAAAUCUUAAGGGAAUAAAAGAGUUAGGAAGCUCAGAAAAUAAAGCUUCUAAUAAAUCUACGACUAACCUUAUAAAAACUAUGAAAAUUGUCCAUAUUUCUGAUGAUUCAAGUGCAAAUUCAGAGUCAUCUUUUGAUGAAGAUUAUUUCCGAGAAAAUUUUGUGCUUACUUCUAAUGACUUAUAUGGAGUUUUUUCAGAUGAAGAAACUAAUAAUGAAAAUAAAAAGAAAAACUUAAGCAAACAGAGACUGAGGAAAAAAAACACAGAAACAUCUGAGACAAGCAAUGAAAAUGAGGUCAUGCCAGCUUUAAGACUGAUAAACCCUGAUAAAGUGAGCGCUAUGUCAAGUUCAGGUUUCCGUGGACUUGUGCAUUAA